UUGGAAUGAAAUAAUCAUUUGAUCAUCAAAAGAUUUAAUUUUUCAAUUAUUAUGAUAAAAAUUUUUCCUUCUUCAAUAUGGUUAAUUCGAACAUCAACAAUAAUAAUAAUAAUAAUAAUAAUGAUAAUGAUGAUCAUGGCACAAAAAACGAUAAUCAAACAAACAGUUCAAAGAUGAUGACAAAUGGCAAUAUUGAUAAUAAAAACGAUUGCUUUAUGGAUUCAUCUAAAACGACAUCAUUAUCGUCAUCAUCAUUAUCUGAUCAAAAAGUUGUUGACAAUAAAAACAUAACGAUUGAAUGGCCUUAUGAUGAAAAAGAUCUUUAUAAAAUAUCGUUAAACUUUUUCAAAGAAAACGAAGGUAAAGCUUUUCAUCCGUCAUAUGAUCAACGUAAUAUGCUGGUAGCGUUGACACUUCAGGAAAAACAUGGAAAAUUUAAUCAAGAAAAGGCCAUACCAUUAGGAGCGUUAGAUUUUGUCGGUCAUGAUAGAAGAAAUGCUUGGAUUUCUUUGAACACAAUGCCGGCAAAUGAAGCUCGACAACAAUUUUUCGAACUAUUGGACAAGUUAUGUCCAUUUUUUCGAUCAUAUUUGAUAGCUGUUAGGUGUGAUAUGGAAGAGAAAGAACGGAAACAAAAAGAAUUGGAAGAACUGAAACUCAGGAAACUGGAAGAGCUAGAAAAAUGUCGAGCUGAAGAAGAAGCUCGAGCCGAAGAGGUGGAAAAACAACAACAAAAUGAAAAACAAAAACUUGUGAUUAAAGAAUUGCUUAAUCGUCAAACUAUAAAUCAAUUUACCACAUACGCACAGCAACAAUACCCAGACAGUAUUGAAUUACAAGAACAGCUAGUGAAACAAUUACAAGAACAACAUUUUCAACAAUAUAUAGAACAAAUGACAAUGGAUCAGCAAGGACAAUCGAAUAAUAACCAUUAUUUACCAUCAUGCAAUGUCGAUACAUCCGAUGUCAAUAACGGAAAUCUUUUACAAUGUGAAAAUACUGGAACAAAUGUUGCCGAUAAUAUUGGCAAAUUAUCUUCUAACGGUGAUAACAAUAUAGAUGAGAUACAUUCAUCAUCAUCUAUGCAGAAUGAAAUAGAUCAAGAUGCUGAAGAAGAUGAAGAAUCUGAUGAUGAUGAUGAAAGUAUAUUGUCGCGGCAAGUAAGCAAUGCAUCUAUGUGGACUCGAAAAGAUUUGGUCGCUUUCAAGGAUUCGGUUCAAGCUGAAGGUGGCCAUGGUAUUAUAAAAGUUGGUCAUGGCGAGAUUGCUACGAUUCGUGUUCCAACACAUGAUGAUGGAAGCUGUAUAUUCUGGGAAUUCGCCACCGAUAAUUAUGAUAUUGGUUUUGGAUUAUUUUUUGAAUGGAAUUCUUCGCCUGAUAGUCAAGUUUCAGUUUAUUUCAGUGAAAGUGAAGAUGAUGAAGAAGAUGAACAAGAGCCUUCAACCACCGGACAUGAUAUUGAAAAAGGAACAAACCGUGUUCUUAAUUCACGUCCAUCAUCAUGUCGCCCUGGUGUUGAUCAUCCUCCAAUAAGUGCAAUCAUUCCAAUCUAUCGACGAGAUUCACACGAAGAAGUCUUUGCCGGCAAUCACGUUUAUCCUGGUAAAGGCGUCUAUCUUUUAAAAUUUGAUAAUUCUUAUUCACUUUGGCGUUCAAAAACACUAUAUUAUCGUGUAUAUUACACAAAAGAACCGUGA
Messenger RNA from Dermatophagoides farinae (American house dust mite), 1697 nucleotides. RefSeq names its product Golgi resident protein GCP60-like. Gene Ontology annotation, cellular component: Golgi membrane. The record is from RefSeq and is a predicted model, not a curated record. NCBI's taxonomy places the organism in Eukaryota, Metazoa, Arthropoda, Arachnida, Sarcoptiformes, Pyroglyphidae. Gene Ontology annotation, molecular function: fatty-acyl-CoA binding.